AUGACACCAGUAAGAAAGAUAGAUAUCAAACCCAAGUUGACAACCUCAAACCUCAAUACUUGGAUUCGUGGUUGGAGCCUCUCGGCGGAAGAGCUCAGGCAACGCCGCCGGAGAUGGAUUACCGCAACAAAAUGGUUCUUGCUCCAAUGGUUCGCGUUGGCACUCUCCCAUUGAGAUUGCUAGCUCUUCAAUAUGGGGCUGAUUACGUUUACGGCGAGGAAAUCGUUGACCACAAGAUUCUCAAGUGCGAACGCCGAAUCAAUGAGCUCAUUGGAUCCACUGAUUUUGUGGAGAAGGGGACAGAAAGUGUCGUGUUUAGAACCUGCGAUCAAGAAAAAGAUAGAGUUGUAUUUCAAAUGGGUACAUCUGAUGCUGUGAGGGCUCUAGCUGCUGCUCAGUUAGUGUGUAAUGAUGUUGCUGCAAUAGAUAUUAACAUGGGUUGCCCCAAAGCAUUUUCUUUGAGUGGUGGAAUGGGCGCUGCACUGUUGUCCAAGCCAGAGCUUAUUCAUGAUAUCUUAACAACAUUAAAAAGGAAUUUGAGCAUACCGGUAACAUGUAAAAUUCGACUUCUAAGCGAACGACAUGAUACGGUGGAAUUAGCCAAGCGAAUUGAGAAAACUGGUGUUUCUGCUCUUGCAGUUCAUGGAAGAAGAGUCCUAGAUAGGCCUAGAGAUCCUGCAAAGUGGGCCGAAAUUGCUGAUGUUGUGUCAGCAUUAUCUAUUCCAGUUAUAGCAAAUGGGGAUGUCUUUGAGUACGAUGAUUUUCAACGCAUUAAAUCCGCAACAGGUGCCUCAUCAGUGAUGGUUGCUAGAGGGGCACUCUGGAAUGCUUCAAUAUUUUCACCUGAAGGCGAAGUUUCUUAUGAAGUUGUGAAAAGAGAAUAUAUUAGGAAGUGCUUCUUGUGGGAUAACGAUAUUAGAAGCACCAAGCAUACAUUAAGGGAAAUGUUAACCCGUUAUUCUAAUCUUGGACUCCCUGAAUGGAAGGCUAUAGUCAAAUCCGAAUCCAGUGCAGAUCUAGCGGAACUCUACGGAAUGGGAGACUAUUACCGAUUAGUAAAAUCCGGUUCCUCCGAAGCAUUCAGAUAAUGCUUUUGUUGACACAUCAAAAUUUACAGGGUUAUAACAUGCUAGGUCGGGUUUAGGGUUAUGUCACCUCCCAGCUUAGGAAGCACCGGCAAGAAAUUCAAGUCACCGAUCGAAGACACUCAAAUCAUAUUCAAGUUGUCAUUUAAGGAGGCAACCAGAUGAGCUAAAUCAUGUUGUUCUCUUUCAUUGAACUGUAAUAUUUUUUGGACAUGUUAUUCAUAGUAAAAUAUAAACAAAAUAUGCUGAUUCAAUAUUCGACCCCAGAUUUUAUAAUUACCCAAGAAAAAUUUGACUGUAUUAAUAUUAUAGUUGGUACAAUUUAUUCAACCUAUAUUUUUCUCGUUUUUGCUGUCAA
This is a messenger RNA of Lotus japonicus, 1443 nucleotides long. RefSeq lists its product as uncharacterized. The record is from RefSeq and is a predicted model, not a curated record. The transcript is spliced from 9 exons. Gene Ontology annotation, biological process: tRNA dihydrouridine synthesis. Bases 114 to 1088 code for a protein of 324 amino acids. Lineage: Eukaryota; Viridiplantae; Streptophyta; Magnoliopsida; Fabales; Fabaceae. Gene Ontology annotation, cellular component: cytoplasm. Gene Ontology annotation, molecular function: tRNA dihydrouridine synthase activity; flavin adenine dinucleotide binding.